CAGCCGGACCACCUCGUCUUCCCCCAGCGAUGUCUCAGCACAAGGAGCCCGCAGCCUCCACCAUCCAGAUCAGCCGAUCUGUAGGAUUUCACUAAAUCCCCCUCCAGGACCCUUCUACCUUUUGAGAUGCGUCCUACGGUUAUAAGACGAUUUUUGGAGAGACUGCUUUUCCACGCCAGGAUUAUGCGUCCAGAUGACGCCAACAUAGCAGGGAAUGUCCAUGGCGGAACCAUUCUGAAGAUGAUUGAGGAAGCUGGAGCAAUUAUCAGCACUCGACACUGCAACAGCAUGUCUGGGGAGAAAUGCGUCGCUGCGCUGGCUCGCGUAGAGCGCACAGACUUCCUGUCACCCAUGAGUAUCGGAGAAGUGGGUCACGUGAGUGCAGAAAUUACCUACACAUCAAAGCACUCAGUGGAGGUCCAGGUCAACGUUCUGGCUGAAAACAUCCUAACAGGAGCAAAGCGACUAACCAACCGAGCAACUUUGUGGUAUGUGCCACUGUCUCUGACCAACGUGGACAAAGUCACCGAAGUUCCGCCAAUCCAGUACAAGAAUGAAGGACAAGAAGAGGAGGGAAAAAAGAGAUACGAAGAUUCCUUAAAUGUUGUUGCUUCAGACAGACAAAAUAAAGAGCCGUACACAGUUGGAUAUAGUCAGUCCAGCCUGAUCCACCUGGUGGGGCCUUCGGAUUGUACACUCCACGGCUAUGUGCAUGGAGGUGUUACAAUGAAGUUAAUGGACGAGGUUGCUGGUAUUGUGGCUGCCCGCCAUUGCAAGACCAACAUAGUUACAGCUUCUGUGGAUGCCAUAAACUUCCAUCGCAAGAUUCAGAAAGGUUGCAUAAUUACUAUAUCUGGUCGCAUGACAUUCACCAGCAACAAAUCCAUGGAGAUUGAGGUGUUUGUAGAUGCCGACACUCUGGUUGGAGAUACCCAGGAGCGAUAUCGAGCUGUCAGCGCCUUUUUCACAUACGUGUCUCUAAGCAAAGACCUCAAACCACUUCCCGUUCCUCAGCUUGUGCUGGAGACCGAAGAAGAGAAGAAACGGUUUGAAGAAGGAAAAGGGCGUUAUCUGCAAACCAAAACCAAGAGACAAAUGAAGAGCCAGUCCCUGACCCAGCAAUGAAUGAUCUACGAUCCAGCCUGGGAACACACAGAUAAGGCCUUAAACAAAACGCCAGGCCAAACCGAUCACUAAAAAUAGGGUUACGUUGAUGUAUUAUUUAAGGUUAAUUUAUGCCGUCGUUUGUGCGCCAAUACGGAACGUAUCUAUCAGUGGGAACGUAUUGUGUGUGUAAUGAGCACUUGUAGAAAUUAGACAACACUCAGUAGAUAGCAGUAGUCAGUAAUAAGAUAAUGAGAUAGUUGUGUCCUGUCUUGGGCUCUGUCAUACGGGUGUCCCUGCCCAGUCCGUCCG
Messenger RNA from Nanorana parkeri, 1416 nucleotides. RefSeq names its product acyl-CoA thioesterase 7 (gene ACOT7). The record is from RefSeq and is a predicted model, not a curated record. Gene Ontology annotation, molecular function: long-chain fatty acyl-CoA binding. Bases 127 to 1125 code for a protein of 332 amino acids. NCBI's taxonomy places the organism in Eukaryota, Metazoa, Chordata, Amphibia, Anura, Dicroglossidae. Gene Ontology annotation, cellular component: extracellular exosome; nucleoplasm; cytosol. Gene Ontology annotation, biological process: palmitic acid biosynthetic process; acyl-CoA metabolic process. The transcript has 11 exons.